AUGAGGGAAGAAAUAAUAAAAACGCUAGAAGAUUUCCACAAAUAUCACUACAAGGAAGAAUGGCUGAAUAGUAAAGAUCUUGACGAACGACAAUUACUCGAAAUCUUUGCCUUUGGAAACGUAGAGGAUCUACCAAAAAAUAUAAGGUUGACACCACCAAUGCGAUCAAAACUGGAAAGAUUAACUUUGAUAACUUUAAGCGAAAAAUACAAUGAGUUAAGUUACGAGAUGGUUAGGCAAGAAUGUCAAAUUGAAGACAAUGGUAUUAUCGAAGGCCAUUUAAUUGAGCUACAAGAUAUUUUGAAAGCAGAGAUGGAUUCGGUCAAUGAAUUUAUAAAAAUUUUAAACAGAUUUGACUGCAGGGAUGUAUACUGUUGUGAACGAGAAUUAAUUGUGGUUAAGAAACCACGUGUGACGAAAGAGUACUUAGUGCACAAUCUUCACAGCUGGGAAAUAAACCUUAAACAAAAUAUAUUGGAGUAA
Messenger RNA from Saccharomyces mikatae IFO 1815, 483 nucleotides. RefSeq names its product Csn9p (gene CSN9). Bases 1 to 483 code for a protein of 160 amino acids. Lineage: Eukaryota; Fungi; Ascomycota; Saccharomycetes; Saccharomycetales; Saccharomycetaceae. The record is from RefSeq and is a predicted model, not a curated record. The transcript has a single exon.